Molecule: messenger RNA, 1327 nt
Organism: Calliphora vicina (urban bluebottle blowfly)
Lineage: Eukaryota; Metazoa; Arthropoda; Insecta; Diptera; Calliphoridae
Gene: Uro
Product: Urate oxidase
Exons: 3
Coding region: 166-1188 (340 amino acids)
Biological process (GO): purine nucleobase catabolic process; urate catabolic process
Cellular component (GO): peroxisome
Molecular function (GO): urate oxidase activity
Source: RefSeq, a predicted model, not a curated record
AUUCAUUUGGAAAAAUCAGUCAUAUUUGAGUGACUACGCUUACAAGCUGUGCGUACCAAAGGCAAAACAAAUUUCACCGAUUCCCAAAAAUUCGGUUAAGGAGAGUGUUUGUAGACGGUGUCUGAAAAGAAGUUGUGAAAGUUGUAGUAAUAAAGCAUUAACAAAAUGUUUGCCAGACCAUUGCAACGUCCAGUUGGCAAGGGAUCCGCCCAACAAGAUUUUGAAUCACCUCAUCAAUAUACAAUUUCGGAUCAUGGCUAUGGCAAAGACUGUGUCAAGGUGCUACAUGUUAAGAGGGAUGGACCAGUGCAUUCGAUAAAGGAAAUCGAAGUGGGUACACAUUUGAAAUUGUACAGUAAAAAGGAUUAUUUCCAGGGUGAUAAUUCCGAUAUUGUUGCAACCGAUUCUCAAAAGAACACAGUCUACCUAUUGGCCAAGAAGUUUGGCAUUGAAAAUCCCGAAAAGUUUGGUUUAAUCUUGGCUUCACAUUUCCUCAAUCAAUAUUCCCAUGUUGAAGAGGUUCAUAUUCAUGUAGAGGAAUAUCCCUGGCAAAGAAUCUGUCAAGACCAAAUUGGCAAUGGAACAGGUGGCUGUGGGGAAUCGCCUAACUUUUCCACAUUUAACAAUAGACAAAAACACAAUCACGCCUUCAUUUUCACCCCCACCGAAGUGCGCUACUGUGAUGUCGUUUUAAGAAGAACUGAACCCAAGCAAACUGUUAUUAGCGGCAUUAGAGGGCUACGCGUUUUAAAGACCACACAAUCUUCAUUUGUGAACUUUGUGAAUGAUGAGUUCCGUUCAUUGCCCGAUCAAUACGAUCGCAUCUUUAGCACCAUUGUCGAUUGUUCGUGGGAAUAUUCACGCACCAACAAUGUUAAAUUCUGUCAAGAUUGGAAUACCGUUAAGAAUAUUAUUGUUAAGAAAUUUGCUGGCGAUCCCAAUGUAGGCACCUCCUCACCCUCCGUCCAACACACUUUAUAUCUAACAGAAAAGGAAGUACUCGAAGCUUUGCCAGAAGUCUCAGUCAUAUCGAUGACUAUGCCCAACAAGCAUUAUUUCAAUUUCGAUACCAAACCCUUCCAAAGUGUAGUGCCGGGUGAGAAUAAUGAAGUCUUUAUACCAGUCGAUAAACCUCAUGGCACUAUUUAUGCUCAAUUGGCACGCAAAGAUUUAGUCAGUCAUUUGUAAAGAACAAUGGAUUUGGUUUUUCUUUUAUUUUUUAGUAAAUUUUUUUUGUAAAAAUUCCAUUUAUUUAGUUCUUAAACAAACACAUUUCAAAUAAAUUCUUUAACAGAAGGUCAAUAAUAUAAAAUAUUUUGUUAAUUUA